Molecule: messenger RNA, 8666 nt
Organism: Calidris pugnax (ruff)
Lineage: Eukaryota; Metazoa; Chordata; Aves; Charadriiformes; Scolopacidae
Gene: TMEM161B
Product: transmembrane protein 161B
Exons: 12
Coding region: 29-1489 (486 amino acids)
Source: RefSeq, a predicted model, not a curated record
GGCGGCGGGGGGGGCCGGCUGGAGCACCAUGGGUGUGAUAGGUGUGCAGUUGGUGGUUACCAUGGUAAUGGCUAGUGUCAUACAGAAGAUUAUACCUCACUAUUCUCUUGCUCGUUGGCUUCUCUGUAGUGGCAGUUUGCGGUGGUAUCAGCAUCCUACUGAAGAAGAGCUACGGAUUCUUGCAGGGAAACAAAGAGGAAAAAGCAAAAAAGACAGGAAAUAUAAUGGUCAUAUUGAAAACAAACCCCUAACCAUUCCGAAAGACAUUGAUCUUCAUCUGGAAACCAAAUCAGUGACUGAAAGGGACACUAUUGCGUUGCAUUAUUUUCCGGAAUAUCAGUGGUUGGUGGAUUUCACUGUUGCAGCUACAGUUGUGUAUGUGGUGACGGAAGCCUAUUACAGUAUUGUGAAGCCCUCACAAGAAAUGAAUAUCAGCGUGGUGUGGUGUCUGCUUGUCUUGGCUUUUGCAGUUAAGGUACUGUUUUCGUUGACUACCCAUUAUUUCAAAGUAGAGGAUGGAGGUGAAAGAUCGGUCUGUGUCACCUUUGGUUUUUUCUUCUUCGUGAAAGCAAUGGCAAUUCUCAUUGUGACAGAAAACUAUCUAGAGUUUGGACUGGAAUCAGGAUUCUCGAAUUUCUCAGAAAGUGCUAUGCAGUUUCUUGAAAAGCAGGGUUUGGAAUCCCAGGGUCCUGUGUCUAAACUAACCUUCAAAUUGUUCCUGGCUGUUCUGUGUUCACUUAUUGGUGCUUUUUUGACAUUCCCUGGCUUGCGACUGGCUCAAAUGCAUCUGGAUGCUCUGAAUUUAGCAACAGAAAAAAUAACACAAACGUUGCUACAUAUAAACUUCUUGGCACCUUUAUUUAUGGUUCUGCUGUGGGUAAAACCAAUCGCUAAGGACUACAUUAUGAACCCACCUUUGGGCAAAGAGAGUGUCCCUUUAAUGUCAGAAGAUACAUUUGACACUGUGAGGUUGUGGAUUAUAAUCCUGUUGUGUGCUUUACGGUUGGCUAUGAUGCGUCAUCAUUUACAGGCCUAUCUGAAUUUAGCCCAGAAAAGUGUAGAUCAGAUGAAAAAGGAAGCUGGCAGAAUCAGUAUGGUUGAUUUACAGAAAAUGGUGGCUCGAGUAUUCUAUUAUCUUUGUGUAAUUGCACUGCAGUAUGUUGCACCAUUGGUAAUGCUCCUUCACACAACUCUGCUCUUAAAAACACUAGGUAAUUAUUCUUGGGGCAUCUACCCGGAACUGAAUUCUGACACUCCAGUAGAAAACAGCCUGCUUCCCAGUUCAGUUUAUUCUGAGUCUCCACCUGCUGAUGGAAAGAUGAAAGUAACUGUGGUGCAAAUAACAAUGGCUUUGGGAAGCCUAAAGAAUAUUUUCACUCCACUCCUGUUCCGGGGACUCCUGUCUUUCCUCACCUGGUGGAUUGCUGCUUGCCUCUUUUCUACAAGCCUUUUUGGGCUUUUCUAUCACCAGUACCUGACUGUGGCAUGAACGGGCCAACUGACAAAGCGAGCGUGAGGUCAAAUACUAGAUACAAACCCAGGUACCCAGGAGGAGAUGAAGAGAAAAGAAGAAAACUAUAUAUGAAGAGAAAACAUAUCAGAAUUUUUUUUAAACACUUCCUCUGUGUUCUCAGGGUGAAUAUUCUUAUAAUGUUUAAAAUCACAACUGGGUUUGUUAUUUUUGUUACCCAAAUGGUAGGUAACUAAAUGAAUUAUGGUAUUGUGACUGACUGACGUUAUUGUGUGGCGGGUGGUAGUGAGCGUGCUGAAAAGAUACGACCUCUGAGUAUCUUGGUUUCCAUAAACAGCAAGCCAACCUCAAAACUUUGUGUUUUAAGAAUCAACAGUCAGUGACUGAACUGUAUUGGAAAGGUACUGGGUUAUAGUGACGGUGGCUGCCUAUCGAUUAAAUCUUGAAACUGAGCCAUACAAUGAAAGGAGAGAGGGGAUUUAAAAAAAAAUUUAAAUAAUUCUGUUGGAUAGCUAUCGAUCACUUUUCUCCAGGAAAAAUGAAAUAAUCCAACAGGACAAAAGAGAUACUGUAUAUUACAGUAAGGAAAGUUGUAUAAAAUUUAAAUUUAACAUAGGAAUAGGUGUAUGACCUGACAGGUAUUGCUGCCUAAGUAUUUUGCAGGAAUGCUAGUGCAGUAAGAGGAGGGUUAUAAAAAAAUAUAUUAUUUCAGUCCCUGCAGUCAUUUUGAAGUAAUGGCCAUCUGUAUUGGUGCUAAUACUGAUCCACAGGUUUCCAUUUGGAUCUUUUAAAUUUCUUCUUUUCAGGUAAUAGAUAAAUUCAAUUGAAUUAACCAAACAACAGGAGAUGAUUAGUGACACCAAUCAAACUUUUCAAAACAAAACAGUUUAAUCCUGCUGACUGAGAGUGUAUGUAUCUGUGUAAUGUACAUAGAAAUAUAUAUUAUAUAUUAAAUAUAUAAUAUAUAUGAAGUUAUUAAAUAUGGAAUCUUUAUUUUAAAUUACUGAAUGUAUCUUACAGGGCAGUGGGAGAGGGAUGUAUGUGUAUCUAGUAAUUUCAAGAUCCCAUUUGAAAUGAAAAUUAAAUCUUUUCUGAAAGUUCAGUUGAAAGGGCUAUUUGUUUCUGGUGCCUCUCCAAAGGUACGUAGCUAUACUAAAGAACUUAAGCUCUUUUGGAAGAAAAAGAUCUACUUAAACUGUUAACCUUCAAACGUCUGCUCUGUCAGAUGAUGAUCUUUGCCACUCUAAUCUGUGUUAACUUGGCCAUAUAGUAACAACUAAUAUCUCUUGGCUUCAGAAGUAGAUUUUCUGUAUGAUAAAACAGCUACAGUAAGGAGGAGCAAAGCACGGACUUUACAAGUUUUGCUUAACUGGAGGGAUAGAUUCCACGUAGAAAACCAUUGCAAAACAAAGAGAAUGACAAUUUUUCAGAUGUUUUGUGUAAUUGCAAAACAGGAAUGGGGAUUUAUAUGCAGUAGCUUUUUUUAAGAAGUUAAUACUACACUUUGCAGAGGUCAGUGGGUUUUUUAACUAAUAUUAGCUGGUUUUAUGUUAAUGUUCUUUUUCUCAUGAAUUUGUGUACAGCUUUGGCGUAUAAUAAGCAUUUAUAAAUGGAAAAGCUUAACUAAAUAUUUAAUAUGUAGCAAACCUACCAUAUGGGAAAACAAACUAUCAAUGAAUGCAGAAAACCAAGAAUUUAAGCUGGGGAUAAACUGUCUUACUGUGUUGAAUGCCUUGUAAGUUAUUUAUUAGUUUAUUAAAUUGCAUUUACUGAUACUAGGGAGAUAUUUGUGCGCACCAGCCAGUACCUACCGCAUGCGUUUGGGAUGUCUGAGAACACCUUGCAUGAUCCUGCUGGUUUCAUUGCAGUGUAGUAUUUCAGUGCUACUGGUGCUCCAAGCCUUGUGGGUUGUUUUUGGUUUUUUUUUCAUGCCAACUUUUCAUGACUAAUGGGGACAAAGGCUUAACUGUGUGAAUUUGCCUAAAGAAAAAUAUCUGACUUCAUGGAUUCAGAUCUUGACACAUUCCUAGUAAAUGUCUUUGGGAUUAAUAGAGGAGGGCCAGCAGUACUGGACCCACUUUCUGUUAGUUCGAGAUGUAUCAUCACUAAUAGAACCAAUAGGGCCAGCUUUUAAGUUAUAGUUAUGUAUCCAGUGUAUUUCAUUCAGGAAAAUAAAAGUGUAGUCCAGAUUUGAUUCUGAGGGUGGACUUGGCUGAAGCAGCUGACUGUAGAGGAGAUGUAACCUGUUGUUGCAACCUGAAGAAAAAGAAUGAACUUUGGAUAUUGGAGAAGACUGCAAAAUAAUGUUAAGUAACAGAGUUUCUGUUGCCAUAGGUAUUUAUUCUUGAAAGCUCGUAAGUAAAAGCAAACUGCAGUUCUACAAUAUUGCAUUCAGCAGAGGUAAUUGUGUGUGUAGCUGGGCUUCGCAGCGCUGUUGGUAGGAGCUCAUGCUGUCAUAUUCUUCAGACCUCACACUGGUCACAGUGAAAAAUAGGCACCUCUGCAUGUUGCUGAAGUUAAGAUCAACACUUCUGGCCAUUGCUCUUUCAUUGUUCAGCAGAGCUGAAUGGUUGACCUUCUGGUCAGCGGUCUGAUCUGAGUGGGAGAUGGUCUUUCUUUGGAGCCAUUUAAUCCUUAUGUGAGUCUAGGAGGCUUAUUAAAAACUGAAAUACAGCAAUAAACGUCUUUGAAAUGUGAGGUGAGAGCGGAACUAGAGGGAGUGUGUUGCUGUGGUCGUGCGCAGCGCUUCCUACUGCUCAAAAGUGACUUUCAAAGCAAAAUAGCAACCCUGAUAGUCUUGAUUUCCAUAUAUGUUACAUAAGCCUCAAAGGAGUACCCGCUCACUUCUUUAAUAAGUUGCUUUAAAAUAGCAGCUGGCAACUGCUUUUGCUUUUUUCUUUUUUUUCAUGGAGACCUUUCUCAGCACCUGAAGGAGGGGAGGGCAGGGAGAAGCAUCUUGCAGAAGUGGAAAAGCAGGUCCAACAUGACUGAGAGGUUAGGAGUUUUACUUCAGGAUUUUUAAGCAUUUUGUCUUGCUUUUUGCCCACUACCUACUUAAUUUAUGAGAGAUUUUAGAAGGAAAGGUGCCUUUGACAAAAAAAAAUAAUCAGCUUUUCUUACUUUCUUCCUUCCUCAAUGCACAUAUCUCUCUCUCUGACUCUAGUAAUGUGACUUGUCAGCUUGACUUUUUCCCUGUCCAUAGCUUUUUUUUGCCCUACAUUCUUACACAAAACCGACUGGGCUAAAUUAGUUCAGGAUUAUAUUUUGAUUUUUAUUGUUUUGGUUUAAAUUAAUCUAUUUUUGAAGGAUUACUUCCUCUAAAGAGUUUAAAUAACUUUGAAUUAUAGCUGGAAUAUGAACAAACUUCUUAAGGAUUGUUUAAAAGCUGCACUUUUAUUAUGGAAGUCCUUUUAGAACAGAGUGUUGAGACAGUGAUAAAUCCAAGUCUUCCAGCAACUUCAGGGAAGUCCAGACGUAACACUUGGGUUAUGAGCUUACUUGGGUUUCUGAACUUAGAGAAGUUGAAUAGGAAAAGGAGAAUGGAUUAUAACAAGCUUGUUCUUCCACUUUGCAGACGAUGUUCUCAGGCAGCACUUGUCCUCUUCUCAAGCUGUAGGCUUUGGCAGGUUUUGAGGUAUUUUUAGCUGCACAGUUUUUCUUCUUCCAGACUUCUCUUGCAUAAGAAUCAACAUGUGAAGAAACAGGGGAAAACCAGGUAGCAUCAGUACAAGAGAACAUCCUUGUACAGAGAGGACAUGCUUUAGAAAAUUAACUUCUGUGGCAGUUGUUCUUCACUGUCUUUGAGUCACAAAUACUAAAAGAUUUGUGAAUGGAGAUGUGUGCCUAGCUUACCUGGGUUUUAAAGUCAAACUCUCUUAUGGGCAAAAAUGCCACCAAGACACAUAACACAACAAUUAGGUAGCAUAACCUCAGUGUAUAAGAUGAUUAGUGAGUAUGGAAACUCCAGCUAGCCUCAAAGGAACACUUUUGAACAGUUUUGUAGUAACUUUUCACAGGAACUACAUCUAAAUGGCAGUGGAGGCCUUGGAUUUACUGCACAGAAAAUUUAAAAUAUCUGAUCUUAAAAGCCGUUGGAAGGCUCCACAAGGCAAAAGGCCUCAUGCCUCUUUAUUCUCAAAGACCACUGGAGAAAUAAGCUAUGUUCAAAAGGAAAACGGAGAAGGUUUUGAACAAUUUUUGAAAGCUUCAUGCUUUUCUGUAUGAAAAAAAUUGUGCAUUUCUUAGCUGCUUAACCCGAGUUCAUUUUGCUACUACAAAGUUACUGCAGUGUUUUAGUUAAGACCAGAGAAUUAAGUGCAUGGGGAAAAUGGAAUUGUUGAAUGAACAUCAGGCCAAAGAAAAUUGUGUGUUCUCUUGGAGGAAUCUUUCCAUUGUGGCUGAGCAAAAUCUUAGUAAAGGCCGGCAACAGCAGGUCACUUGUAUCCUAAAUCAAAUAUUAAAUGUGAAUGUUUACCAUUGUGAGUAAAUAAGACUGUUAUUUUCAGCAUCUGCAGCCUAAGUCCUAAAAUCCCAGAAGGUAAAUUAAGAGCAAUAUUUGGACCUCACUGACAUUUACCCUAAAGAGCAUCUGGGCAGCGAGCGCUGAAGCCGAGUGUCUGAUCUAGUUAAGCAAGCUGAUGCAGAGUAGUCAGUCUGUGCUUCGGAGUGACUGGUGGGUUGUUUUGGGUUUUUUUUGUGAAACUUGUUCUUCAGGAAGGGUCUGCCCUGCUUUGUGGCUGUGGCAGUGCACGCACCGAAAGGGAUGGCACAUCUAAUCUCUGCUCCUGGUCCUGGGCUGGAAGGUUUUCCUCCUCUGUGGGGGAGAGAGAGGGGCCAAGGUGUUAUUUCAAGGCUGCUUUUACUGACACAUCUGUAUAUGCUGCACUUAACUCUUUCAAGUCUCUCACUGUGGACUGCCAGGAGAGUAAUGCUGCACUGGACAUUGUUUUGCAUGCCAGUGUAUAUGUAUUUUUAUAACUUUGAUUUCAAUGGCAUUUUUAAUGGAAAUUAUUUUUAAUCCUGAUACCAUGAUCAUAUUUUCAUUUUUUUUUAAUUGAUAUCAGUGCCUGCAACUAGAAGUCAAAUACUUCUGCACUAAAUUUUUUUUUUUAAAACUUGACGUCCAGACUGAAGUAUUAAUAAGUAUGCAGUUUUAUAUUGAAGCAUGAAAUCCAUCUGUAAAUACCAAACUUUUUCCCAAAGUGAUCACUCAUCAGUCAGGAAUCCUUAUUUGGAUUUGCAGCACUUCUCUCAACAGCAUGCUGUCCGUUUGACUCUGCUAUUUAUAAAUCAGACACCUCAGUAGAGUUUUGAGAGUAGCUUUUUACAAACUCCUCAGUAGUAGGCCAUUUCUAUUUAUUUUAUGAUGCUGCUAAGUGUUUUUUUGAAACCUGGCUUAAGGUACCUUGUGCUUAAAGUCAACCUUGCUCUCUUUUCCUCUGUUCGCUGUAAACUCUGCUUCUCAUUUAUGUUCUGAGCUUCAAGAAUGCACAUUUAUAGUAUUUUUGAUAAAAACCUAGGGCAAAGAAAAACGCACCAAAAAAUUUUAUCUCCUAAGUACGGUUCAUACCCAUGUGAUGACGUGCCAAUGAACAGCUUUCAUUUUUCCUGUCUUCGGUUCUUCCUUUGUCCCGUUGUUACAACAAUCUUGUGUGUUUUGGGUAUGUAAGGUUUUCCAGGAGGAAUCCAUGUGGGGAGAUACUCUGUAAUAGCAAUCACAGGAAACUUUGUCUGAUGUUUCAGUCUUCCUGUUUAUGUGAGCAAAUGUUAAUGUAAAGAUGCUAUUAAAUAAUUUAAGCUAAAAACUUCUCGUAAGGUAGACUUGUUACCAAUUGCACAGGGAACAUCCUCCAAGUUGUAAAUAUUUUACUUUAAAUAUGUCUCUUUGUUGCUGGGAACACACAUAAAUUCAGUGUUGGUUUUCUAUUAAUAGUGGGGUUUCUUUUUUCCUCUUUUUAAGUGAAAAGCACAUAGUGCUUCCUACUCUAGAGCAAACCUAAGAACAAAAAAAACCUCCCCUCCCUUGAUUUCAACAUUUGCCAAAUGGGAAAGACUCUGAUGUAAUUUAUGUAAAUCCUAGCUUCCUCUUACUGCUCAAUGGCUGUUAAAAUGCGGAAUUUUUCUUGUAGCUACAGCUUUACAAGUAUUGAGACUGUCGUGCUUGAUGGUGGAGAUGGUGUCAAGUGGUUGUUGGGUUGUGUUGACCUGUCCCGACCGGCGGCGCGGUACCGGCUGUUCGAAACACGUGCUUGUAGAGAUUCAUCGGGGUCUGUGGAACAGGAGAGCACGGCACACGUCGGAAGGGCUGGGGGUUUGUGGGCAUCCAUUUGGUGGUUGAUUUUAUUCUUAUUUUUAUUUUUUUUUUAAAGUCGGUGUGGAUGACGCUUAGGUACAAUUACUACAAAUAAUAAACAACCUACAGUAACGUCGCAUUCUUUUUGUAUCCCGUAGACUAAAGUGCCUAAACGCGGGUGGUCUCUGGAAGAACAUGCUUUGAAUUUGUCAUGUGUACCUUUGUAGUUAUUUUUGCUGCAUAAUAGAAGGUUGACUUUUGGAAAUAAACCCUAAAAACGGGGUUUGCUAUAAAAUCAGUGUUUCCUUAGAGCUUUGGUCCUGCAGAAUGUCCGUGUGUGUUUAUGGGUUAUUACACAAUGGAGGCAAGUAAGAUUUUGAAGAAACCUUUUCCAUCCCUGUUAAUUUAAUGGUAAUCUGAGAGCUUUUCCCACUAGACUGGUAAUGUAACACCCCCUGCCAGCUAUGCAUUCAGUUCUCUUUUUUUUAGGGAAAGGACUUUAACAAUUCCUAAAAGGUUGACUUUUAAGGAAGUUCUGUAGUGAUGUGCUGGGUGUCACUUCAUGCCUGAGUUGUGUGGGGAAAGGGGUGACUUCAGCCAGGUAAGUCCUUCUGCAUGAGCUCAGAAAAGGUUGUACUCAAGUUCACAACAUCCAUGUGGAUUUUUUGGGGGCAGAAAGAGUACAAAAGAGCUGGAUUAUAAGGUAGGUGGCUGGCUGGCACCCAGCAGCACGGCUCCAAAAGAAAAGGCACAGGUUAUACUUUGUAGGAGCAGCUCUGUAGGAUGCUGUUGAGGGUACUGAAUAGUGAAACCACCCCUUAACUUUAAAUUGCUUCUCCACCUCCAAGAAUGUUGGGAGCUGAAGGUAAAACCUUCCUGGUCUGAUUCAGCAGGGAAAUUAAA